GCCCUUUUUUGUACUGUAUUUAUUCUGCGUAGUCCCUCAGACUAGACUGGGACUGGCUACAGAAGGACAAAACAGAGAGACAAGGAAGUCAUUGUUGCUUUUAGACAGGCAAGAAGGUAAAGCUUGGAGCUCAGAGAAAACAUUGAUGACAGAAGCAAACAUCCACCAUUACCAGCACAAGUCUGUAGUGUAGUUCAGGCAUGAGAGCAGUCAUGUUGCUAGUGUGAGCUCUUGGAAGAUUGCAUGGGACCCACUAUGGCAGUUCUGACAGGUGUGAAGCCUGGGACUGGACAAAGGGCAGAUGAAACCAGGCUGUCCUGGCCAGUUUUCCUGCUGACGCUAGCUGCUGUCACCUCCUCCUCUCUUUCAGCUUUGUCCCUCCACCAACUGAUAGCUCUCAGAGCUGAGGUAGAUGCACUCAAAUCAGAGGUCAUUCGCAGGAGAGAAGAGGGACACGAGGCCAAUUAUGGAGGCCAGGACUUAACUGUGUCUGCACAGACUGAGAAUAUCAGCAGCAGGAGAAACAGCCAAGAGCCCCUGCAACAAUCUACACCAAAAUAUGCUUUCACCCGAAUAAGGAGGAUAAGAUCUGUUACUGGAACCGACACACUAGUUUAUCAGCCGUGCCUGCAUUUGUUGGCAAAUGCUAGCAGGAAAACCUUCAGGAGAGAUCUGAUGUCACAGCCACGCACAGGCAUCCCCUGGCAGACUGGGCUGCAGAGAGGCUCUGCCCUGGAGGUAGCCGAAGACAAAAUACAUGUCAGAGAAGCAGGCUUCUACUUUGUGUACAGUCAGGUCUACUACAAGGACAGUACCUUUGCCAUGGGUCACGUCGUGAUCCGGUGGAAGAGGAACGUGGUAGGAAUCGAGACUCAGGAGGUGACCCUGUUCCGUUGCAUCCAGAAUAUGAACCCUGUCUACCCUUACAACACCUGCUACACAGGGGGUAUUGUGAAGCUGGAUGUUGGGGACCACUUGGAGCUGCUGAUCCCUCGCUCCACAGCCAACGUUUCCCUGGAUGGAGAUUCCUCCUUCCUGGGUGCUUUCAAGCUGAACUAAAGCGUGUCACCUCACUUUGGAACCCAGGGACGAUUUUGAGGAAGGAACUGUGCAAUGAGACACAGUUCUGGUAGCCUUGCCUGACUUUGUGUGUUGUCAGAACAAUACAGGAAGCAGUCAUUUCUGUACUGGCAUAAUGAUUGACGGCAUGAGUCCUAGCUAGUUUCGGCUUGUGGGGAUAUGAAGAGCGCUAUAAGUUGAUGGCACAUUCUUUGCUCUUAGGAAUACAUCUAUCUACAGCUGUAUUGUGUUCAUUUUUACCACACUUCAAAUCAGCAUAUUGUAGCAACUGUCUCUAUCAAUUGCUUUUUCUUCAAAUAAUCACAAACACAUGGUAAUGUCUGACUGUUUUGAUUAAUGCUCAUUACCCCUGUAGCAGCAACAACAUUACUGUUCUUCUAAAACAAUUUCUCUCAUACGCUUCAUCAUUUUACUUAUGUGAACAUAUAUCAUCUGAAUGCCAUAAAUCUGAUGUAAGUUUUUUUUCAGAUACAAUAAAGUGACAGUUCUUGAACAAGAGAUGACAUCA
Scatophagus argus is the source of this 1588-nucleotide messenger RNA. RefSeq names its product TNF superfamily member 13b (gene tnfsf13b). Bases 244 to 1059 code for a protein of 271 amino acids. NCBI's taxonomy places the organism in Eukaryota, Metazoa, Chordata, Actinopteri, Scatophagidae. Gene Ontology annotation, biological process: immune response. The transcript has 6 exons. The record is from RefSeq and is a predicted model, not a curated record. Gene Ontology annotation, molecular function: receptor ligand activity; tumor necrosis factor receptor binding. Gene Ontology annotation, cellular component: membrane.